Molecule: messenger RNA, 1535 nt
Organism: Spinacia oleracea (spinach)
Lineage: Eukaryota; Viridiplantae; Streptophyta; Magnoliopsida; Caryophyllales; Amaranthaceae
Product: benzyl alcohol O-benzoyltransferase-like
Exons: 3
Coding region: 10-1386 (458 amino acids)
Source: RefSeq, a predicted model, not a curated record
UAAAAUACAAUGGCAACAAAAACAUCCAUGGUGUACAACGUAACUCGGCAGGCAGCGGAGCUAGUUCCUCCUGCAGGGCCCACCCCAUUCGAGUAUAAGGAACUUUCAGACAUUGACACUCUCCGGUUUCAUGUCUGGGUAAUCCAGUUCUACAAGAAGGAAGAAGGUGAUAACGCGGUCGGGUCCAUCUUUAGGAGACGGGACCCGGCCAAGGUUAUCAAGGAGGCCGUGGCAAAGGCAUUGGUGUGGUAUUACCCCUUAGCCGGGCGACUUUUGGAGAUAUCCGGGAGGAAACUGGUGGUGGAUUGUAAUAGGGAAGGGAUCUUGUUUGUUGAGGCUGAUGCUGAUGUUACACUUGAGGACUUUGGUGUGCCACCUCUUCCUCCUUUUCCUUGUCUUGAACAACUUAUAUCUAAUGUUCCCGGUUCUACUGCUAUCUUAGGUACCCCGUUAAUUCUCAUCCAGGUGACUAGACUUAAAUGUGGUGGAUUCAUAUUAUCAGUCCGAUUAAACCACGCAAUGAGUGAUGCUGGAGGCCUAGUUCAAUUCAUGCACGCAGUGGCUGAGCUCGCUCGUGGGGCGGAUUCACCAUCGGUUCUGCCUGUAUGGGACCGUCAUCUUCUCAACGCUCGUGAUCCACCCCGUAUAACUUGUGACCACCCUGAGUAUGAUGGGAUACCUGAUACUACCCGCACCAUUAAUCCACGUGAUGACAUAGUUCACAAUUCCUUUUUCUUUGGGCCCACCGAAAUAGCAGCUCUCAAGCGUUUCAUCCCACCACACCAAAAAGCAUCAACAUUUGAAAUCCUUACAGCAUGUCUAUGGAGGUGCCGCACAAUCAGCCUACAACUCGACCCGGAAGAAACAGUUCGAAUAAUGUGUAUGGUAAAUUCUCGAAACAUAUUUAACCCACCAUUACCUUCAGGAUAUUACGGAAAUGCCAUUGCCUAUUCGGGAGCUUCUUCCUCCGCUGGCAAAAUUUCCAAAAACCCAAUUGGGUACGCUUUAGACCUCAUCAAAAAAACCAAGGCUAAAGUCACACAAGAGUUCAUGAUGUCACUCGCUGACCUCAUGGUCAUCAAAGGUAGACCCCGCUUCAAUGAAACCUUCGUGGUUUCUGAUAUCACCCGGGCCGGUUUUGAUGAAUUGGACUAUGGUUGGGGCCCGCCCGUUUACGGCGGCAACGUCAUACCCGGAACGUAUCGUAUAAGUGUUUAUGUUCCACUUAAGAAUUGGAAAGGAGAGAAAGGAAUCUUUGUUCCUAUUUGUUUGCCUCGAAAAGCUAUGAAGAUUUUUGUUAAGGAGUUAAAUGAGUUGUUACGUGAUUUGCCGGAACAUCGAAUUGCUAGUUCUAGAUCAUCCCCUUCUAUUUUUUCUUAUUUGUGAUAUUUAAUAGUAAUCUCUCUCUCAAUUAGUGAUCUCUUGACUAGUCUCCAAUGUAUUGACACUCUUUUUGUGGGAAAUAAGAUCCAACUAUUUACGAGGGUCGUUUCAGAUGGGUGCGUGGUACUAUACUACUAGUACUAUAUUGUACA